This is a messenger RNA of Oryzias latipes (Japanese medaka), 1304 nucleotides long. Lineage: Eukaryota; Metazoa; Chordata; Actinopteri; Beloniformes; Adrianichthyidae. The record is from RefSeq and is a predicted model, not a curated record.
CCAAACAUGAGCACAUAGAAAGGCUCUUCUGUCAUCCUUGCCUUCCAAGCUUAAUGUCUAACUCCGGUGUUCUUUACUGUUUCACUCCCGGUACCUUCCGCAGACACUGAGACAUGUCCUGUUUGUUAAUCAUCCUGUGGAAACACAUGUCCACAGUGUAAUGCAGUGGCCUGAGGACAUUUGAUUUCUUCUGACUUUUUUAAUCUAAAGUCUUACAAUUUUCCUGAAGCUGUCAAAUGGCAGGCCUGCAGAUUGUGGCUUUCCUCAGUGGUCUGGUGGGGCUGGGCGCCAUUAUUGGUGCUACAGUAUCCAAUGAAUGGAGGGCCACCAGCCGGGCAUCCUCAGUCAUCACGGCGACGUGGGUGCUGCAGGGUCUAUGGAAAAACUGUGCUGGAAAUGCCAUUGGAGCUCUGCACUGCAGGCCUCAUCACACCAUCUUUGGGCUGGAAGACUACAUCCAAGCGUGCAGAGGAUUGAUGAUUGCGGCCGUCUGCUUGGGCUUUUUUGGGUGUGUGUCUGCACUUGUGGGGAUGAAAUGUACAAAAAUUGGAGGAAGUGACCAAAGCAAAACCAAAACCACUUGUUUUGCUGGGAUCAAUUUUGUUCUUGGUGGUCUCUGCUCUAUAGCUGCGUGCUCCCUCUAUGCACACCGCAUAACAUCAGAGUUUUUCAACCCUUUCAUUAUAGAUCAAAAGUAUGAGCUGGGAGCUGCUCUCUUUAUAGGGUGGGCGGGGGGCAUCCUCUGUAUUCUGGGAGGCUUCGUUCUCUGUUCUUCUAUCACAGAAUCUUUUUCUAAAAGUCACAGUCAGGCGAACUGCGUCUACAAAGGAGCUCCCUCUCAUUCUCACAUAACCUCCAUCACAAGAGUCCCGGCACAAGCGGCAAACCCGAGGCCGUCUGCCGCCAACAGCAAUGCCUCCAGGGCUCAGUAUUUUGAUAAAAAUGCAUAUGUGUGAACCAGGUGAACAUAAACCAUCUAUAUAGUGAAAGAUACUGUUACCUCUUGAAAAUGAAAAGCCACAGAAAGUGGAAGAAAUACAGCAAACCUGGCAGGUUCUAUUUGACACGGAAAUCAUUUCUGAUUUGCAGCUUAUUGAUUUCAGGUGUAAAUUGUGUUUUUUUUUAUGACGUUUUUCAGAUUGAAAUCUUUUCCACAAUUAGGUUUUCUGCUUUUCCUUAUUUUGUUAAAAUGUUGAAAUCAAAUACAUGUUGUUUUCUGUGGUAUAGAUUUAAGAAAUUGUGACUCUAGAAGCCUUCAAGUGGAAUAAAAGAAAAAUAAAUGGAAUUCGUCACAUCACAGACGA